Myotis brandtii (Brandt's bat) is the source of this 838-nucleotide messenger RNA. RefSeq names its product D site of albumin promoter (albumin D-box) binding protein (gene DBP). The record is from RefSeq and is a predicted model, not a curated record. Bases 183 to 554 code for a protein of 123 amino acids. Gene Ontology annotation, biological process: regulation of transcription by RNA polymerase II. Gene Ontology annotation, cellular component: nucleus. Gene Ontology annotation, molecular function: DNA-binding transcription factor activity, RNA polymerase II-specific; RNA polymerase II cis-regulatory region sequence-specific DNA binding. NCBI's taxonomy places the organism in Eukaryota, Metazoa, Chordata, Mammalia, Chiroptera, Vespertilionidae. The transcript has 3 exons.
GGACAGGUCUAGGCAUUGGCCAGGGAUUCGGGAAGGAUUCAGGCUGGCCGAUGGGGAAGAGGCUAACACGGACUCUGAAGGCCUGAGGUUUUAGCAGCAAUAGCCCAGGCUCCAGUAUAACUUAGGGCCUGACCUCUCGGGACACACCCAGCCCUGUGGACCCAGAUACCGUGGAGGUGCUGAUGACCUUUGAACCUGACCCUGCUGACUUAGCCCUGUCAAGCAUUCCCGGCCAUGAGACCUUUGACCCUCGGAGACAUCGAUUCUCAGAGGAGGAACUUAAGCCCCAGCCCAUCAUGAAGAAGGCGAGGAAGAUCCAGGUGCCAGAGGAGCAGAAGGACGAGAAGUAUUGGAGUCGGCGGUACAAGAAUAACGAGGCAGCCAAGCGGUCCCGCGACGCCCGGCGGCUUAAGGAGAACCAGAUAUCGGUGCGGGCGGCCUUCCUGGAGAAGGAGAACGCCCUGCUGAGGCAGGAGGUGGUGGCCGUGCGCCAGGAGCUGUCCCACUACCGCGCCGUGCUGUCCCGCUACCAGGCCCAGCACGGAGCCCUCUGAGGCCGCGCCCCACCCCGACCCGGCGGAGCUCUCCGCCGCCUCACUCAGACUUGCGCCCUGACACCCCCUCUCCUCCCCAUCCUGUGGUCCACGGGCCGGCCAGCUGGGUGCCCCAGGGACGUGAUGAUGCAGAUAAAUACAUUUAUAUUUUUAAGAAAAAGCGAGCCUCCCCCCCUCCCUCGCGGGGGCGGGGAGGGUCCUCUGUGUGUGCCUCCGGCACGUCGGGGACCCCACCCUCCCACCGCCUCCGUUAACACUAUCCUGAAUAAAUCUUGAUAACCCCA